UGCCAGUAGAACACAAACAGACCGGGACAAUAGCAGAAAGGAGACACUGGGACACCAAACCGUUCAUAUCGCAGCUAUUUACGACAGGAGUAUCUGCAAGAAAAGAUCUGUCAAUCGGCUGUCAAUCAUCCUGUGCAACAUGACCACCAACAAACCGGUCCAGCGGCGCAUCGUUUCCAAGGACGGCCACAACAACGUGAGGAUCGACAAUGUGGAAGGCAUGGUCAAGCUGUACCUGCACGACAUCUGGACUACCGUGGUGGACAUGAAGUGGCGCUACAAACUCACUCUGUUCGCCUCCACCUUCGUCAUGACCUGGUUCUUUUUCGGGGUUAUCUUCUACUUCAUCAGCAUGGGAAACGGGGACUUUGAGGCGGUGCUGCCGUCCAACCACACGCCCUGCGUGGAGAACGCCAAGACGCUGACCGGCGCCUUCCUCUUCUCCCUGGAGUCGCAGACCACCAUCGGCUAUGGCUUCCGCUACAUUAACGAGGAAUGCCCUCUGGCCAUCUUCACCCUGGUGGCUCAGCUGGUGAUCACCGGACUGGCAGAGAUCUUCGUCACCGGGGCUUUCCUGGCCAAGCUGGCUCGGCCCAAGAAGCGCGCCGAGACCAUCAAGUUCAGCCGCUCGGCGGUGGUGUGCCGGCGGGAGGGGAAGCUGUGCAUCAUGGUGCGCGUGGCCAACAUGAGGAAGAGCUUGCUAGUCCAGUGCCAGCUCACGGGCAAGCUCCUCCACCCAAAGGUGACGCAGGAGGGCGAGAAGACACUGGUGCACCAGAGCAGCGUCAACUUCUACAUGGACUCCAGCGGCGAGUGCCCCUUCCUCAUCCUGCCCCUGACCUUCUACCACGUGCUGGACGAGAGCAGCCCCCUUGUGGGCCUGACGGCCGACAACCUGCACACCCGAGACUUUGAGCUGCUGGUGACCCUGAACGCCACCAUGGAGUCAACGGCUGCCACCUGCCAGAGCCGCACGUCCUACGUGCCCCAGGAGAUCCUGUGGGGCUACGAGUUCAAGCCGGUGCUUUUCAGCAACAACAACAGCCGCUAUGUGGCCGACUUCAGCUUCUUUGAUAAAGUGCAGGCGAGCGCUGAUUCCAUGUUUCUUAGCAACAACACAGAGAAGCUCAAGCUGGAGGAAGAAUAUAAAAAGGAGUAAUUCAACCUACUAGCAAAAACAACUGCUUACAACUUUUCUUUUCUUAUUUUGUCAUUUUACAUGCUUAGGAGAUGAUGGACAACCUAUUGUCUGUCACCUAAAAGUCAAAGUCAAUGUUGCCAGAUAUCAUGAAACAAGCAACUCUCAAAAACACACAGAGUUAGCCCUGAUGCCUCCAGAAUACACUGCACAGUGUAGGCUUUCACUGGGCUGCUUCAGAGCUAGCAUUUCUUUUUGAUCUUGUCAGGGCACACUGUGCAGGCACUAUGGAUCAAGAGUAUGGCUUUUUAAAUACUCUGCCUAGGUCAAUGGUUGCGAUAAGUUUAAGAUUUAUGAUAGCAAUUUGAAUGUAGGACCUGAAUUUGAGUAUGUUGGUCAAUGAGGGGACAGGUAGCGGUAUUGUGUGGUAACUGGUUGGACAGGUGUACAAUAGAACUGUAAAACAAUCCACUCCUUUGAAAAUGUUCUAGACGUUCUUGUAUUUCAAGAUGGAAAGGGGUCGGUUAGAAGGAGAUUAAUGUCAUAUACCUUAAUUUCACUCAUUUAUUUCUACAACUAGUUUGAUUCUAUCUUUUCACUGAUGUAGGGUUUUUAAAGUCAAUACAAUGCCUGUCAAACAUGUUGAUUUCAUGGUCAUCCUCAUUCAUCAUUUCAAUUUGAUAAAUUGUUACAUGAUAUAUAUAUAUAUAUAUAAUUGCUGAACACAGAUCAGUUAAUUAAAAGAUAAUAGUCUUUCUGCUGAGGACGUGUCUUUCUUAACCCACUACACAGACACCACAACACAAACAAACCUGCCAUUGUUGUGACAACAGGUCUGGGCUACCUCUGUUUGUUUGCUUCAAAACAAAGAUAAUGUUUCUCCUUCAAAUACCUUUUACACUAAAUGCAUUAAAUGGGAAAAAAGCUGUCUUUGCAAAAACCUUAAAGGUGACAUAUCACACACCAGGACACACCACCAGGUGUGAGUGUGAUUAGCCGUUACAAGCCGUAACGGCUUAUCCACCUAGAUGUAUGACGGAUAGAUCAGUCUACCCAGCGCACAUCUAGGUGGACACGCACAAUUGUGAUGUCAGAAGAGGCAGAUUUUCAAAAAUGCUUGUAACGGCUAAUCACACUAACACCUGGUGGCAUAAUAUGUCACCUUUAAAAACAUGAUUGAUGAUGAACACACAAAACACAAAAGAUAUUUAUUUGGUGCGUGCACAUUUGUGUAGAAUAGAAGGAACAAAGAUAUGCA
Molecule: messenger RNA, 2396 nt
Organism: Gadus chalcogrammus (walleye pollock)
Lineage: Eukaryota; Metazoa; Chordata; Actinopteri; Gadiformes; Gadidae
Gene: kcnj15
Product: potassium inwardly rectifying channel subfamily J member 15
Exons: 2
Coding region: 140-1159 (339 amino acids)
Biological process (GO): potassium ion import across plasma membrane; regulation of monoatomic ion transmembrane transport
Cellular component (GO): plasma membrane
Molecular function (GO): inward rectifier potassium channel activity
Source: RefSeq, a predicted model, not a curated record